AUCUAUGAAACAGUUAUAAAUAAAAAUAUAACUGGAUUAAAACACAUAAAGAAACAAAAACUGUUAAUAUCAUGUGUGUAUGCAUGUAGAAAGAGUGAAAACUGUGACUGCUUAUAUUACCAACAGUUUAAUUAUUCAUGCAGUUUAUUGAAUUUAAAUGAUUGUAAUAACAUUUUGAAUUCUACAUUACCGGAGAUAAAUGAUACCUCUACCGUACUGAUGGUUCGUCAAUAUUUGAAUGGAAAAAGGAAGGAUUACAGUGAUUACCAAAAAAUCAGCAACAGUGUAAAAUAUCCAAAUAUUACCAUCAGGGUUUGGAAUCAGAGGACUUGUGAAAAUUUAUGUUCUAUGAGUUCCAACUGCUAUGGUUAUUCUUCUAAGUCUGACUGGUGUCAGUUACUUGUGAUGAAUGAUUGUUGCAAUUCCACACAAGUCCUCCUUUCCGAUGGAAACUUUACUGACCUAACUAAACCCAUAAGAUGGUCAUUUAACACUAACAGUUUUAUACCUCAGAGUGGUGGAGAAGCACCCAACAUUACUGAUGAUGACAUUCCCGAUGAUGAUUUAAAUAGAACCAGUACUACAAUAAAUACCAGUGGUGUAACUGAAACAAGCACUAAGCCACAAACCAGUGACACAACAAAAACUACUGCAACACCGAUGUGUCCUUGUGUUUGCGAAGAUGUGACACAGCAGCCUCCCACUGAGAGGGAGUUGGAAAUUCUUAAGGAUAACUUAAAAAAAGAGCUUGCCGUGGAUAAAAAGAAACUGUCCAAAACGAUUCGAGCCAAAACCAGUGCCCCGGACGAACGACGAUCGGCUCAAGGUAUAGGAUUUAUUGGUGUGAUACUUCUAUCUGCUCUGCCUAUCUUCAUCUUCAUUAUAGACCUCCCACAACUCUAUGCGGACAUUAAGACUUUUUACGCGAAUGUUUCUAGUUUGUGUUCCAAUAGGACGCCACGCUAAACUUUCAUCCGUCAAUUUUCUAGACGUAACGAGGAACUAUUGCACGAGAUAUUUGGUAUAUACAUACCUACAUAGCAUGUACGUAUGUAUAUGUGUAUGUAUAAAUGUAUAUACGUAUGAUGCGUAUAUGUAUAAAUCAU
Messenger RNA from Octopus bimaculoides (California two-spot octopus), 1106 nucleotides. RefSeq lists its product as uncharacterized. Lineage: Eukaryota; Metazoa; Mollusca; Cephalopoda; Octopoda; Octopodidae. The record is from RefSeq and is a predicted model, not a curated record.